Marmota monax (woodchuck) is the source of this 6128-nucleotide messenger RNA. RefSeq names its product apoptosis resistant E3 ubiquitin protein ligase 1 (gene Arel1). The transcript is spliced from 20 exons. Lineage: Eukaryota; Metazoa; Chordata; Mammalia; Rodentia; Sciuridae. Gene Ontology annotation, biological process: proteasome-mediated ubiquitin-dependent protein catabolic process; positive regulation of protein catabolic process; negative regulation of apoptotic process. The record is from RefSeq and is a predicted model, not a curated record. The coding region runs from base 1173 to 3644 and encodes 823 amino acids. Gene Ontology annotation, molecular function: ubiquitin-protein transferase activity.
AAAAUAACUAAGAAAUUUAUUCUUAGUUUAGAAGACCAUUUGUUAUUUUGAUUAUUAUAUGUUAAGUACCUCUGUUACCAUAACAUUUGCUUUGAUUAAAAAGUAACACUUUUAGGUUCAUUUGUUUGAAUGAAGCAAUGAGAAAAACAAAAACAACUUUAAUCCCUGACAUAUAGAGUUCCAACUAGGACUCUAUGGGUCAGUAAUUCUAGAAGCUAAUGUUUUCUGGACUUAGGGUAAGGUAUGUGAUAGGGAUGUAAAUGAGCCAAUUUUCUAUUUUUUUCCCCCAGAUGUCCCACAAGGUUAUAGAAUGAACAUUGGUAAAUUGUCAUUUCUUGAUCUCCAAGUUUUAUAUUAGCUUUGAAUCCCUUUUCCUACUCUAAAUUGUACUGAGUAGGAUUGGCAGACUCCAUUCUAGAGGGCAUAAGCUGUGCUUUUGUAUAUACUAUAAAUUUCAUUUUGAGUCUGAGGAACUCUGGCUUGUUUGAAGAGAAUGGUGCAAGAAAAAAAAUGAAUUAAUGGCUGUAGAAUUACUUUAGUAUGCUCAUCUUGACCUUAUAGCCUUAAUUUUAAUUUAACUCUUCUGGGACAGCUUUUUCCAGCCCCCUUACAGGUAAGAGUGCCUUAAUAAUGGUGAGAAUGAUCUUAGAAAAGCAGCAUCUUAACUCCAGAAGGGUUGUAGUUGAUCACCCUUGGCUGAACCCCAGUGAGCUUACUCUGGGUUGUGGAAUUUUGUUGUUUUUAGAACCAGCAUCAGGCUGCAGAGGUUUUGGUCCAUUUGAGGAAAAGCAAAGGAUUGAAACCUUGGCUAAAUUUAGGGUAGGAUCCUGGGACACCAGAACAGAUGCAUCCUUUAGCAGUUGACUGUGCCCUGCGCUAGAGAAGUCCAGGAAUGAUAUAUUCUUGGGCUAUAUUUCUCUACCUUGGAAUUCAUCCAGUUCGUUACAAAAACAUCAACUCUCUACUUACUGUGACACACGCUAAGUGAAGGUCUGAUGGAUAGACCCUCUCCAGUGACUUUGUGGCUUUUUUCUUCAUGUGGAAGUUGGAAGACAAAGUGAAAGGAGCCAGAAGUUAUUUGCUUUUGUGAAUAACUUGGUUCUCAGAACAUGGGCCCUCGUUUAAAGCUGCAGCUGUGAUCCUUGGCUGUCUGUUGGCACUGAAGGGACCUGAUGUUUUACGUUAUUGGUGGAAUCACAGUGUCUGUGGUUGCAUUCUUCUUCACAAUUAAGUUCCUCUUUGAGCUUGCCGCACGAGUAGUCAGCUUUCUUCAAAAUGAAGACCGUGAGCGCCGAGGGGACCGGACUAUUUAUGACUACGUGCGGGGAAAUUAUCUGGAUCCCCGGUCCUGCAAAGUCUCCUGGGAUUGGAAGGACCCCUAUGAGGUGGGCCACAGCAUGGCCUUCCGAGUGCAUUUAUUUUAUAAGAACGGGCAGCCUUUCCCUGCACAUCGGCCUGUGGGACUGAGAGUUCACAUCUCUCAUGUUGAGCUAGCAGUGGAAAUUCCAGUGACCCAGGAAGUCCUUCAGGAGCCCAAUUCAAAUGUGGUAAAGGUGGCCUUCACUGUACGCAGGGCUGGGCGUUAUGAAAUUACAGUGAAGCUUGGUGGAUUAAAUGUGGCCUAUAGUCCCUACUACAAAAUUUUUCAGCCUGGAAUGGUGGUUCCUUCCAAGACCAAAAUUGUGUGCCAUUUUUCUACACUUGUGUUGACCUGUGGGCAGCCACACACCCUUCAAAUAGUGCCCCGAGAUGAGUAUGACAACCCUACCAACAAUUCUACAUCCCUGAGAGAUGAGCACAAUUAUAGUUUGUCCAUUCAUGAGCUUGGCCCUGAAGAAGAGGAGACUACUGGAGUCUCAUUUGAGAAGUCAGUGACAUCGAACAGGCAGACUUGCCAGGUUUUCUUGCGACUCACCCUGCAUUCUCGUGGUUGCUUCCAUGCCUGCAUUUCUUACCAAAAUCAGCCGAUCAAUAAUGGCGAAUUUGAUAUUAUUGUCUUAAGUGAGAAUGAGAAGAAUAUUGUUGAACGCAAUGUGUCCACGUCAGGAGUGAGCAUUUACUUUGAGGCUUAUCUUUAUAAUGCUACCAACUGUACCAGCACACCAUGGCACCUCCCCCCCAUGCACAUGAGCUCUUCCCAGCGCCGGCCCUCCACUGCUGUUGAAGAAGAAGAUGAAGACUCACCCUCAGAGUGCCACACUCCUGAGAAGGUGAAGAAACCGAAGAAGGUGUACUGCUAUGUGUCACCAAAGCAAUUCUCAGUGAAGGAGUUCUAUCUGAAAAUUAUUCCCUGGCGCCUGUACACCUUUCGAGUAUGUCCAGGAACAAAAUUUUCCUACCUUGGCCCUGACCCUGUUCAUAAGCUUCUCACACUGGUCGUGGAUGAUGGUAUUCAGCCUCCUGUGGAGCUCAGCUGUAAGGAAAGGAACAUUCUAGCAGCCACUUUCAUUCGCUCCCUGCAUAAGAACAUUGGAGGCUCUGAAACCUUUCAGGACAAGGUAAACUUUUUCCAGCGAGAGCUUCGGCAGGUACACAUGAAAAGACCCCAUUCCAAAGUCACUCUGAAGGUCAGCAGACAUACCUUGUUGGAAUCGUCUUUGAAGGCCACUCGAAAUUUCUCCAUCUCAGAUUGGAGCAAGAACUUCGAAGUGGUUUUCCAGGAUGAAGAAGCUCUGGACUGGGGAGGUCCUCGGCGGGAAUGGUUUGAACUGAUCUGCAAAGCAUUGUUUGAUACUACCAAUCAGCUCUUCACCCGUUUCAGUGACAACAACCAAGCAUUAGUUCAUCCUAAUCCUAAUCGCCCACCUCACCUGCGCCUAAAGAUGUAUGAGUUUGCAGGGCGGCUGGUGGGCAAGUGUCUGUAUGAAUCCUCUCUAGGAGGUGCCUACAAGCAGUUGGUUCGAGCCCGUUUUACCCGUUCUUUCCUGGCCCAAAUCAUAGGACUACGCAUGCAUUACAAGUACUUUGAAACAGAUGACCCAGAAUUCUACAAAUCAAAAGUUUGUUUCAUCCUCAACAAUGACAUGAGUGAAAUGGAGCUGGUUUUUGCAGAAGAAAAAUAUAACAAGUCAGGUCAAUUGGACAAGGUUGUAGAACUCAUGACAGGUGGAGCUCAAACCCCAGUCACCAAUGCAAAUAAAAUCUUCUAUUUAAACUUGCUGGCCCAAUAUCGACUGGCCAGUCAAGUGAAAGAGGAGGUGGAACAUUUCCUAAAAGGCUUGAAUGAGUUAGUACCUGAGAACCUGUUGGCCAUUUUUGAUGAGAAUGAGCUCGAGCUGCUGAUGUGUGGGACCGGAGACAUCAGUGUUUCUGACUUCAAAGCCCAUGCAGUAGUUGUUGGUGGUUCAUGGCAUUUCAGAGAAAAGGUCAUGAAGUGGUUUUGGACUGUGGUUUCCAGUCUGACCCAGGAGGAGUUGGCUCGACUACUUCAGUUCACCACAGGCUCUUCUCAGCUACCACCUGGAGGCUUUGCUGCCCUCUGUCCCUCAUUUCAGAUUAUUGCUGCUCCAACCCACAGCACGCUACCUACUGCACACACAUGUUUUAACCAGCUGUGCCUCCCUACAUAUGACUCGUAUGAAGAGGUGCACAAGAUGCUGCAACUGGCCAUCAGCGAGGGUUGUGAAGGCUUUGGCAUGCUCUGACCACUCUCCUGCAAUCUACUUGGCUCCCAUGCUCUAUGGAGCAUUUGAGCACAUGUUACAGACAUAACUGCUGAUCCUAACACACAUAACCAUCAACCAGAAGAUGCCGCAUGCUUCCCUGUGUCUGGAGUAUUUUGUUACCACAAGCCUUGUUCUCCCCCUUCCCUGCCUAUAUCUACCAUAGGCCACUUUGACACGGUACCUUAUCUGAGCUCUCUGGUAAGUCACGAGAAGAGGACCAUGCUGCUUCUUCUUGUUUGGUCCUUUGAAGACCUCAGUAGCUGUAUUUGCCUCAGUGGCUGAGGGAGAUAACACACAGGCUCAGCUUUGUUGGGAAACUGGUGUGUGGAGAGCCUUAAGUCUUGUCUCGCUCCAGCUUCUUGGCUGAUGCUCCUGUGAGGUGCCCUCUUUGACCCUCACUACUGGACCAGACUGAUACAGGAGUCCUUCUCCUGGGUGGGAUGAUCCUCUGCUUGCCAACAGCCAGGACAAGCACAGAUAGAAUGUGGCCCACAAUCCUUAGGUUCCUUAAUUUUGUCCUCCUGCACAUUGGCAGGCAUAGGCCAAGGCACCAGAUUACCUCUGCUGAGGACUGAUAGCGGAAAAAGAAUGAUUUUUUUUUUUUUUUUUUGUGAUGUCAGAACUGAAAAAGGCACUUUCCCUGCAGGCAAUUUUAGAAGUGAUCAGUAAUCUACAAAGAAUUCUGUAAGCUUUUUCCUGAAUUUGAGCCAGUGAAACAAGCAGUCAGACCGAAGAAUGUGAAGGAUAGCUGGGCUUAGCCUCCAGUGCUUGGUGUGAUUCUCCCUUAUGGUGAGGGACAUAUCUAGGUGCAUGUUGGCUUAAAGACUACUGAUGCCUUUCCCUUAGUUUGUUCUUUGCACUGAGAUAUGACUAGGCCUACCUCCUGACUUCUAAGUUACAUGCUAUGUUAAAGAGGUGGGGAGUCUUUAAUGUUCUGCUGAAGAAGAUUUGGUAGCAAACAACAAGGAUAGUAAGAAUAUAUGCCAGCAAUCUCUCAUUCUCUCUGCUUGAUGUUCUCUGACAGCACUGAGACAAGGGAACAAUGAUCACAGAUUGCUGGGGUCAGGCUACUGGGGACAGAUCUGGAGGACAUGAGACAGUAAACACCUAGUAUACACCAUCCCAGGUCCUACCCUUCACUCCAUCAGUUACCAGGAAGGCGAACCAAGGAGGGAGGAAGUUCUAUACUACUGUUGAGUGAUGAUUGAAGAGAACCUGCCACUGUCUCUUGGAAGAUGACAACAUCCAUUUUCAUUACUGUUUGAAUGCAAACAAUUUUAAGGCUCAAAGUCACAUCAACUUCCCAAAUUUCAGUUUUUAAGAAGGCUUUGCUUCAAGCUACCAUUCCUGAUGGGGGCACUCACCUCAGAAUAUUACAAGCCAUCUUUAUUGCCAAAACCAGCAAGUACACAGACUCCUGAGACAAGGCAGGACUUGUGGCAAUGCCUUGGCCUCCUAGAAACCGUCUGAGCCCUCCUGUUCCCAGGGAUGAGGAACAAGCCCUCCUGAGCUGCUGCAGUUCCCGCCUGACCUCACUCCUCUGCAGGCAUCAUUUGUCCUUUCUUGGCAUGGGUGCUGACCUCACUCAUCCUUGGGGUCCAGGAUAUGGCAUCAGGACCUCGUCACCCCAAGAUUCUCCAUGCCACAUGGUCACUGCUCUCCUCAGGGACCAGGACAAGGUGCUGCUGCUCAUCCAUACUUUUCCCAUGGGAUAUGUUCAGGAAAGUUUAGUCAUCACCCUGUCACCCUUGGGCCCAAAUGGGGGUUUCCAGCUGAGGCACGUGGACUUUUGCUGCUUUGGGCAGUUUUCCUCUUCUGGAUUCUUCAUUCUCCCCUCCAGCAGCCCUCCAGAAACUGAUUCUGGGGAUUGAGUUAAUUUUCUUGGCUAGAUCUGUUGUUUUAAGCUCUAGUCAUAGCACUUUUUCAGAAUAUCCCAAGCACCAUUGCAGUCCAACUUGGGCUGCUACAUCCCCUGUGGUGGUUCAUAGGUACCAGAGUCUUUGUUUCAUAAAAUCCUUUGGUACUGUUGUGGUUUUCUAUUCCUCCAAUUUUAUCCUCCCCUACUUCCCCUUCUAAUUAUGUUUAAAAGCACUUUUGCUUUUUUUUUUUUUUUUCCUAAUCCUGCUUUGAUACUAGCCAAUAUCGGGGGAAAGGUACAAUAAGCUGGAGAGAAGUAAUAGUGUGUUAUUUGGGGGGCAAUUUUCUAUUCAUGUUUCUUAUUUUGAUCAUUUCUUUUGUUUAUGCCCUGGUAGCCUAGCUGCUUGAGGCCAGCUACCCCCCUGGCCUUUUAGUGUCCUUGAAGGAGACCAGGCCUCAAGUGAGCACAGGGAGUGUCCACAUGGUUUCAGAAAUUUAACAGAGACCAAUCCUUGCUGCCCAUUUGUCAGGCCAGGUGAAAGGGCCAGACAUUUGCUGGUAGUGAUGUAAAUAUUUUGUACAUUAAAUAAAUGUCUAAAAGAAGAA